GUGGCUGCCUCGGAGAAGAAGCAAUGGCUGACACCGGCUCCAAAACCGAUAUUAGAAAUUCACUGACAAAGCCCGCAGGAUGGCUGAGUUUGGUCACAUUCGCCGUUCUAAGUUUAGCAUGUGUUGCUGGCUUCAGCUCUAGAUUGUUUGCGGUGAUUAGAUUCGAGAGCAUCAUCCAUGAAUUCGAUCCUUGGUUCAACUACAGGGCGACCCAUCACAUGGUUGCAACCAACUUCUAUGAUUUCCUCAACUGGUUUGAUGAAAGAGCAUGGUACCCUCUUGGCCGUAUUGUGGGUGGAACAGUGUACCCAGGUCUGAUGGUGACCUCUGGAAGCAUCCACUAUGUUCUCAGCCUCCUCAACAUCCCAGUUCACAUCAGAGACAUCUGCGUGUUCUUGGCUCCCAUGUUCAGUGGACUGACAGCCCUUGCCACCUAUUUUUUCACAAAGGAACUAUGGACUCCAGGUGCUGGAUUGUUUGCAGCUUGCUUCAUCGCAAUAGUGCCUGGUUACAUCAGUAGGUCUGUGGCUGGUAGCUAUGACAAUGAGGGUAUCGCUAUAUUUGCUCUCAUGUUUACAUACUACCUAUGGAUUAAAGCAGUGAAAACAGGUGCCAUAUUCUGGGGAGCCCUUACUGCAUUAUCAUACUUUUACAUGGUGUCUGCAUGGGGAGGCUAUGUGUUCAUUAUCAACCUUAUCCCAUUACAUGUCUUUGUCCUGCUGCUCAUGGGCAGAUUCUCAAGGAGAAUUUAUGUUGCAUAUAACACAUUCUACAUCUUGGGGACAAUUCUCUCCAUGCAGGUUCCCUUUGUUGGCUUCCAACCUCUUAAAACCAGUGAACACAUGGCAGCUGCUGGUGUAUUUGCUCUGCUACACGCAUAUGCUUUCCUACAAUAUGUACAAGGGGUCCUCACAAAGUCUGAGUUCCGCUAUUUCUUCCUGUUCGCAAUUGUAGCCGCAGCUGGCCUUGUAUUCCUAGCUGUAGUGGGCCUCACCUGGGCAGGUGUUGUAGCCCCCUGGAGUGGCAGGUUCUACUCACUAUGGGACACGGGUUAUGCAAAAAUUCACAUUCCAAUCAUAGCAUCAGUAUCCGAGCACCAGCCUACAACUUGGGUCUCGUUCUUCUUUGACCUGCACAUCCUAAUUUGUGUCUUCCCUGCUGGCGUUUGGUUCUGUAUUAAAAACAUCAAUGAUGAGCGGGUAUUUAUUGUGCUGUAUGCUGUGAGUGCUGUAUAUUUUGCUGGUGUCAUGGUGCGUCUAAUGUUGACCCUAACUCCAUGUGUCUGCGUGCUGGCAGCCAUUGCAUUCUCAAAGACAUUUGAAAUCUAUCUCAAAGAUGAUACCACCAAGUCCAACGUAGAAGAAGAGAAACAAGAGAAAAAUAGCCAAUACUAUGAUAAAGUGCAACCAGGCAAAAAACAGAGAAUACGGGAGGACAGGCCUAAAGAUGCCGAGGGUAUUGGGAUGAACAUAAAGAGUAUUAUCAUCAUAUGUCUACUGAUGAUGCUCAUGUUGUUUGCCGUCCAUUGUACAUGGGUCACCAGUAAUGCCUACUCUAGUCCUAGCAUUGUAUUAGCCUCAUAUGGAAAUGAUGGGACUAGGAACAUAUUAGACGACUUCAGGGAAGCAUACUAUUGGCUGCGUCAGAACACAGAUGACAAGGCCAGAGUGAUGUCAUGGUGGGAUUAUGGCUACCAGAUAGCUGGAAUGGGCAAUAGGACUACACUGGUGGAUAAUAACACAUGGAAUAAUAGCCACAUAGCUAUGGUUGGUAAAGCUAUGUCAUCUAAUGAGACUGCUGCUUAUGACAUCAUGCGACUGUUAGAUGUCAACUAUGUCCUCGUCAUCUUUGGUGGCGUAAUUGGCUACUCAGGAGAUGACAUCAACAAGUUCCUUUGGAUGGUGAGGAUCGCUGAGGGAGAACACCCUCGUGAUAUCAAGGAGUCCGAUUACUUCACCCCCCAGGGAGAGUUCCGUGUCGAUUCAUCUGGCUCAAAAACUUUAUUGAACUGCCUCAUGUAUAAAUUAAGUUACUAUAGAUUUGGAGAAUUACAGUUAGACUUCCGUACACCACCAGGUUAUGAUAGAACCAGGGGAGUCGAGAUAGGCAACAAAAAUAUCAAACUUACUCAUUUAGAAGAGGCAUACACUACAGAGCAUUGGCUAGUUAGGAUAUAUAGAGUCAAAGACCUGUCUAAUAGAAUUGAAGCUACAUUCUCUGACACUAAAGCUAAAAAACCAAAAGUUAAAUAUUCAAGAAAGACAUCUAAAAAGAAGAGGGGGUCUCUAAAACACAAACCUAAAGUUGUUCCAGGAAAGAAACCAACCAAAAAGACUAAAACUAAAAGCAAGAAAAACUAGGUCAUAUGUAACAUAGAUUUUUAAUUGUUGGUUAUUUUUGUUUCCAUGCUCUCAUGAAUGUUGUUUGGUUGUAUAUUUCCUUAUAUGGUCAUCAUUGUAUUAAUUCAUACAUUCUCAAAGUAUCAUGUUGAAAAACUGUGUGAAGGUUUCAUUUGUGUGAAAGAUUCAGCCUGAACAUGUAAAUAGUAGAGUAUUUUAUAAAUUAUGUAUAGGAAGUUAUUGUUAUUACUACAUGUAAAUGUAAGUUCAAAAUAUUUCAUCAAUUGGCAUGAUUCUUUUUAUCACUGGCCGCAUUUGAUGUAAGCUGCCUUCAGUGGUUAAUGUAUUAUUAUAUAGAUG
Molecule: messenger RNA, 2699 nt
Organism: Owenia fusiformis
Lineage: Eukaryota; Metazoa; Annelida; Polychaeta; Sabellida; Oweniidae
Source: the annotation of a GenBank genome assembly